CUUAAAGCAAAGCUAGAGCAAAGCUUGGUGCAGUUAAAUGCUUUGAAUGGCUCACUGGAGAUGAUGCAAAAUGGCGGUGAGGAGAAUGCCAGCCAGGAUUCCAUGCAGAGGCAAAGGCUGUCGACCCCUGAGUUCUUCGCUUUACAGCAUAAGGUUCAGAAACUGGAGGAGUGGCUGAGGGAAUCUUGCUCCCAAUUGCAGUUCGUAACAGUAUCGACAGAAGGAAAUGAAAAAGAGCAGAAUAUGUCACCAUCUGAGAUAAGCAGAUUUAGGAAUAUAAUCAAUGAUAUUAAAGAUGCUGUUUCCAAAGCAGAAAGUAGAACACAAAAGGCCGAAGCAAGGUGUGCAGAGCUCACUCACACUAAUGUACAACUUAAUGGGGAGCUAAAUCAUAUGAAGACUCGGGGGUCAGAUAAGGCAGGCUUAUUGGAAAUGGAUCUUAUGGAGACAGAAGCUCAGUUAGAGCAUACAGUGGCAUCAGUUGAGGCUAUUAGUGAACAUCAGAGCAUGUUAAAGUCUUCAAUCUCUGAUAUGCAACAUGUGAUUGAAGAUCUGAAGGAUAAGUAUUUGAAAGCUGAAACCAGGGCUGAGAAUGCUGAAUCAAAAUGUACAUUGUUGACAGAUACCAAGUUCGAGCUUAGUGAAGAGAUAUCAUUUCUGAGAGGUCGAGUUGGAGGUCUAGAGAACUCGUUACGCCAAGCUAACCAACUAAAGCUGUCCACUGCAAAAGAUAUUGGUAUUAAAACUAAGACCAUCACUGACUUGGUUGCGAAACUUGCAUUGGAAAGAGAACGCCUUCAUCUGCAGAUUGUCACGCUAACAAGGAAGAACAGGAUGUUGACUCAAAAAUGCAAAGAGAAUGUCAAUGAAGGCACCUUGUUAAGCAAAAAGGUUACUGCUAAUGAAGGUGAACUCAGGCCGACUGGUGUAAUAGAGGAAGUACUUCUGGAUUCUUCAUCAAUGCAGACAAAGGUGAAGGCUGACGCUCUUAUUGGAGAGAAGGAAGCUGGGAUUACUGCUGUGCUUGAUGAUGAAUCUUGCACUCUUGAGACCGUGCGUUCUAUUGAGCCAACACUCCUGAACUGGAAGUACAUUUUCGUGGCAUUCCUUUUCUUGUUGGCUGCCGCUCUUGUGCACCUACAACUAACGUACCCUGUAUUACCAGGUAGUAUGUAAUAGGUCCCGUCUUGUAAUGAUGCAGAAAUGGCCAUCCUAUUUCUGUCCCGCAUUUGUCGUACGGGUAGCCAAUCUUAGUAGUAGCCACCGUCUCAAGUGCUGAUCCCGCCGUUACACGAAUUAUGCAGCAAGCUUUCCGAUCUUUAUCUGGAGGGGAAGGCAUACUGUCUGACUACAGAGUUGAAUCUGCGCAUCUAAUCUUUAGCACUACGGUUUCUUGAUCUUUGAAUUCUAAACCGAUUCAUAUAUGGAUACCUCUUCUGAUUUUAUGUGAAAAGUUUUCUUGCUCU
Triticum urartu is the source of this 1466-nucleotide messenger RNA. The record is from RefSeq and is a predicted model, not a curated record. NCBI's taxonomy places the organism in Eukaryota, Viridiplantae, Streptophyta, Magnoliopsida, Poales, Poaceae.